CGGAGCCCCACGGGUCUUGCCCACAAGCAAGCACAAAAGUAGAUCAACGUUGAUGCGGUGGCCCGGGUUCCAUCCCUCAUCUUCUACGCCGCUACAUUUGUGACAGUUCUAACGGCAAAUCUCCUAUAAGGCCUAUAUAUCGCACAAGACAUACAGGUUUGCCCCUAUCAGAUUGGUCGGCUCCUACAUCCUGGUCCUUUGGCUUAUUUUAUUUAUUUACAAUCAAUAGCAGUUUUCAAGGACUCAAACUUGUUUUUUACUCUCAUCCAAUCCACCGUCACCGACAUUCAGCUCAGAAAGCUUUAUUCCAACUAAUUCCCAUUGCGAAACUACUCUGUCAAUCUCGAGGGCGACCUUUUGAUUGAAAUCCCCCGUCAUUCAUUUAAUCCACCUGAAAGCUGCUUCACAGUCAACAUGAGUAUUGUUCGAACUCCAAUAUUCUAUCAGGCUCCGACUGGAAAUUUCAAACAAGUUCUGGGACAUGGCAUUGCUCGCUAUGGUUUUUUUGGCUUCUUGAACAGCGACAGGGCAACCUCAGACAUGGGUCCCUAUGUACAGUCCAAUCUUCCACCGCAGAUGCAGGCUUUGUCGGUGGAAUAUCUAGCCAAAAAGAAAUCCAAGACCAAACGGGGUCUCAAGAAACAAUUAUUUUCACGGUUGCUUCAAUUAUUCCCUUCGGCCCUCGGAACCAUUGAGUCAGGCACCAAGCUGGUAAUGAGCCCUGUCGUAUCAACGUCCGAUGUCAUCAGUGGGCAUUUUCCCGGAAAGGAUGAACUCGCUCAAGACUCUUCGUGGGGAACUUCGACGGUUAAAACUGAUAGCUUGCAAGGAGACCUUUUGUGGUCCACGACAGUGAACUUGGGAUCGUCAUCGCAGCCUUUGAGAGUCAACGUGGACACUGGCUCGGCCGAUUUUUUCGUGUUUGAUCCAAAAUGUUCAACAUGCGCACUCAGCACCCACAGCGCGUUCCUCUACGCACAAUCCAGCACAUUCACUCCCCUAGUAAACAUUUCGUUCAAUGCACAAUACGCUGAUGGUGGAGGAGUUAAUGGCUACUUAGCUCAAGAUAGUCUGAGCUUUGGGGCCGGCGUUACUAUACCUCACCAAUUAUUCGGUCUGGCGACUGACGUUUCCGGCUAUUGGCAGUCCCUGGGAGUUGACGGCUUGAUGGGGAUGGGUCCUGAUGCGCUUUCAUCAUUCCCACCACCCAAUAACCAGGGCGUAUUCACUCAACUGUUGAAGAAUAAAGUUAUCUCUCAGCCGGUCAUCGGCAUUGCACUGACGAAAGCAUCAACAAAUUCAAGCGGCGAGUUCUCAUUCGGGAAGGUCAACGACCAAUUUAUCAGAGGUGGCUCAUCCCAGCUUUUGUGGAAGAAUGUUAGCAGUCAGAAUUUUUGGGGUACUGAUCUCUCCGGAGUGUUUGUCGAUGGUACUAACGUUAUGGCGUCUGAUGAUCCACCUCGAGCCAUAGUUGAUACCGGUACUUCAUUGAUGCUUGUCUCAGACAAGGCUGCCGCCGGCAUUCAUUUGAGGAUACCUGGUGCAGUAAUGGAUUCUUCGAAUGGCAUCUGGCGUUUGCCCUGUUCGGUAGCUACUCCUGCGGCCGCGAAAAGACCAACUUUUGCGUCUAUAUUCUCGGGUUUCAUGAGGCCACAACGAAGAGCGACCCUUCGCGGAGCAUUUACGAAAGCUUAUGCGACUCCUCCAAACAUAUUCGUCGAGCUUGGAGCUGGCUCACAGAAAUUCGGUAUACCUGUCACUGAUUUGGCGUACCAAGCGAUCCCAUCAAACGAAGCAAACUCCCUCGCUGGUGAUGGUCGCACGAAAAUGUGCUACAGUGGUAUACAGGCAGGAGCUGACGGUUUCUUUGUACUCGGGGGUACAUUUAUCAAGAAUCACUACAUCGCACUCAAGCGUGAUGGCAAUAAUAAGAGUAUCGGAUUUGGGAACCGAAAGGAUAUGCCUGAAAUCCAAUAGCUUUCCUUUCAUCUCAAUAGCGAGCAGCCAAGCUUCAAUUGAUUCAACAACCGACGACGAUUUCGCGGUCGGAUUAACCUUGUUUUAUCCUUUUCGUCAGUGGACACACGCUUUCGGUGAUUUGCUCGUAUGCCCUCAAGUUUUGCAAUGAUCUUUUUACCAGAACACACAUUUUAUCGUUUAGUUGUAUAUAAUUAGUUAAGUAGGAAGAGGUACUGCAUAGUUACCUUUUUUCGACCCUCGCCCUUUCAAUUUUCUUCAAGCAGAUUACAUUAUAUUAAUUUAUUUGAUUUGUUAGCUGUAUUUCUGAAGAUCAGCUUCUGAUACCCAAUAUUUGAAACAGGCAAUGUUGCAAUUAUAGACAAUUUUUUAUCUAAUUCAUGGAUCACUUCAUGUUGCUCAAGUCUAGGUCUUA
This is a messenger RNA of Puccinia graminis f. sp. tritici CRL 75-36-700-3, 2392 nucleotides long. RefSeq lists its product as uncharacterized. Bases 415 to 1977 code for a protein of 520 amino acids. NCBI's taxonomy places the organism in Eukaryota, Fungi, Basidiomycota, Pucciniomycetes, Pucciniales, Pucciniaceae. Gene Ontology annotation, molecular function: aspartic-type endopeptidase activity. Gene Ontology annotation, biological process: proteolysis. The record is from RefSeq and is a predicted model, not a curated record. The transcript has 6 exons.